This is a messenger RNA of Apodemus sylvaticus (European woodmouse), 3672 nucleotides long. RefSeq names its product chromosome-associated kinesin KIF4A-like. The coding region runs from base 1 to 3672 and encodes 1223 amino acids. Gene Ontology annotation, molecular function: ATP binding; microtubule binding; microtubule motor activity. NCBI's taxonomy places the organism in Eukaryota, Metazoa, Chordata, Mammalia, Rodentia, Muridae. Gene Ontology annotation, biological process: microtubule-based movement; mitotic spindle organization. The record is from RefSeq and is a predicted model, not a curated record. The transcript has a single exon.
AUGAAGGAAGAGGUAAAGGGAAUUCCUGUAAGGGUGGCAUUGCGGUGCCGUCCUCUGGUCCCAAAAGAGAUUGGCGAAGGUUGUCAGGUGUGCCUUUCCUUCGUGCCUGGGAAGCCUCAGGUGGUGAUUGGUACUGAUAAAUCCUUUACCUACGAUUUUGUGUUUGACCCCUCCACUGAACAGGAAGAGGUCUUUAACACAGCAGUAGCACCACUCAUUAAAGGGAUAUUUAAAGGUUACAAUGCCACUGUCCUGGCUUAUGGACAAACUGGCUCUGGAAAAACCUACUCCAUGGGAGGUGCAUAUAGUGCAGAUCAAGAGAAUGAACCAACCAUCGGGGUCAUUCCUAGGGUAAUACAACUUCUUUUCAAAGAAAUGGAAGAAAGGAGAGAUUCCGAGUUUACACUGAGCGUGUCUUACUUGGAGAUUUACAAUGAAGAAAUUUUGGAUCUUCUAUGCUCACCUUGUGAGAGAGCUUCUCACAUACAUAUCCGGGAAGAUCCCAAGGCAGGAAUAAAGACUGUGGGACUCACUGAGAAGAUGGUUUCACUUGCUUCUGACAUGGUUUCCUGUUUGGAGCAGGGAAACAAUGCCAGGACUGUAGCUGCCACAGCUAUGAAUUCGCAGUCUUCCCGAUCUCAUGCCAUCUUCACAGUUUCCAUAAGGCAAAGGAAGAAAACGGACAAGAACAGCAGUUUUUGCUCUAAGUUGUGUCUGGUAGAUCUUGCUGGAUCAGAAAGGCAGAAGAAAACCAAGACUGAAGGGGAUCGAUUGAGAGAAGGCAUUAAUAUUAACCGAGGACUUCUGUGCUUGGGAAAUGUAAUCAGUGCUCUUGGAGAUGGCAAAAAGGGCAGCUUUGUGCCCUACAGAGAUUCCAAAUUAACUCGCUUGCUUCAAGAUUCUCUGGGAGGCAAUAGUCACACACUCAUGAUUGCCUGUGUGAGUCCUGCUGACUCUAGUCUAGAGGAAACAUUGAAUACCCUACGUUAUGCUGACAGAGCUAGAAAAAUCAAGAACAAACCUGUUAUUAAUACGGAUCCCCAGACAGUUGAACUUAAUCAUCUUAAGCAUCAGGUACAACAACUACGAGUCUUAUUGCUUCAGGCCAAUGGAGGUAGCCUGCCUGGAUCUAUAAAAGCAGAAUCAUCAGAGAGUCUCCAGUCUCUGAUGGAGAGGAAUCAGUCCCUGGGUGAGGAGAAUGAGAAGUUAAGUCAUGCUCUGAGCGAGGCAGCUGGUCAGACAGCUCAGAUGUUGGAAAGGAUCAUUGUGACAGAACAAGCAAACGAAAAACUGACCACCAAGCUACGAGAGCUCCGGCAUCAUGUAUCCUGCAAAGUGGAUCUCCAAAAUCUAAUGGAGACUUUGGAAGACCAGGAAUUAAUAGAAAAAGUAGAGAUAAUUCGCAGUCUGCAACAAAUGGUUAUUGGUCUAUCAGAUGAAAAUGUUAUGGCCACUGAAUUGGCAAUGGAAGCUCAAGUGGCUAUCAGUCCAGAGAGUAGGAGGUCUUCUGAUGCUCUCACCACACAGCAUGCUCUACGUCAAGCUCAGAUGUCUAAGGAACUCAUUGAGUUGAAUAAAGCUCUUGCAGUGAAAGAGGCCCUAGCUAGGAAGAUAACUUUCGGUGGUGGCCAACUACAGCCCAUUCACUGCGAGUAUGAGGCUAACAUCAAAAGUCUAGAAUCAGAAGUCACCAGUCUACAGAAGGAAAAGGAACAAUUGCUUCUGGAUCUUCAGUCGGCCAAGAAGGAUGUCAACCAAGCCAAGUUGAGCGAGCACCGCCGCAAAUGUCUCCAAGAGCUGGAAGCUCAAAUAGCUGAUUUGAAGAGGAAACUAAACGAACAGUCCAAGCUUCUGAAACUGAAAGAAUCCACUGAGAAUACGGUCUCCAAACUGACUCUGGAGAUACAGAUGAUGAAAACCCAGAGAGUCCAGUUAAUGCGUCAGAUGAAGGAAGAUGCUGAGAAGUCUAGACAGUGGAAACAACAAAAAGACAAGGAAGUAAUCCAGUUAAGAGAACAAGACCGUAAAAGGAGGUAUGAGCUAGUUAAACUUGAAAGAGACUUCCAGAAACAGUCCAACGUGCUCAGGCGUAAAACUGAAGAGGCGGCAGCUGCAAACAAGCGCCUCAGGGAUGCCCUCCAGAAGCAACGGGAAGUGGCAGACAAGAGGAAAGCGACUCAGAACCGGGGACGAGAAGGCACAGAAACACAAAUGAAGAGCUGGCUUAGCAAUGACAUUGAAGUUAUGGUCAGUACUGAAGAAGUCAAACGCCACCUGAAAGACCUUCUGGAAGAGCGGAAGAUGCUAGUCCUGGAUGUGGCUCAACUUAAAGAAAACAAGGAACCUGGGGGAAACCCACCUCCUAAGCUCCAGAAGUGGGCAUUUGCUAGUGAUGAAGUAUGUGGUCACAUUUCAGAGCCUGGGGAUUCUAUUACAAAGCAGAUUAAGAGCCUAGAGGCUGAAGUGGAACUCAGGAGUGCUCAGAUUGCUGACCUACAGCAAAAGCUCCUGGAUGCAGAAAGUGAAGACAGGCCAAACCGACACUGGGAAAAUAUUGCCACUGUUCUCCAAGCCAAAUGUGCUCUAAAGUAUUUAGUUGGAGAGGUGGUCUCCUCCAAACUUCGGGUCAGUGAGCUUGACAGCAACCUGAAACAGUGCCAGGCCAGCCAUUCUAAAAUGCAGAAGAUGCUGUUUGAGAAGCAAAGUCAUCUUGUUGAGGUAGAGACAGAGUUGAAAGCUGAGCUCCUCAAGAUGGAGCAAGAGCACCAAGAGAAGGUGCUCUACCUUCUCAGUCAGCUGCAGCAAAGCCAGAUGGCAGGGAAGCAGCUGGAGGUGUCAGUCAGUGGAAAGGACCAGCAGCCGCUGAGCACACUGCAGUGUCAGGAGCAUCAGUUUAGGAAAAUGCAAGAAUUAUGUGAGCAAAACCAGCAGCUUCUCCAAGAGAACGAAGCCAUCAGGCAGAAACUGAGCCUCCUUCAAGGAGCCAAAGACCAGAAAUCUCAUCUUCCCAAGGAUGACCUUCAAUCUCCAGAUUCUACCUUUGAGUACAUUCCACCUCCACCCAAAGCAUCCCAUGUUAGAGGCAGGUUCCUGGAUCAAAGCAUGGACAUUGAUGAUUUAAAGUAUCAGUCAGAACAUUCCAUGAGUGAAUCUGAAGAUAGUGAUGGAAAUGACAAGGAGUGGAAACCAAGGAAACUGACUAAAGUGUCCAGGAAGACUCUCCAAGGGUGUUCCUGCAAGGGGUGGUGUAGGAACAAACAUUGUGGGUGUAGGAAGCAAGGGGUGGACUGCUGUGUGGCCUGUGGCUGUGACCCCACAAAGUGCCAGAACCGCCAGCAAGAGGAACAGGAGAGCUUGGGUACUGUUGAGUGUGACCAGGAUUCUGAAGGCUCCUUCAAACUGGAUGAUCCUACAGAGGUGACCCCAGGACUGAGCUUCUUCAACCCUGUCUGUGCCACUCCCAAUACAAAGCUCCUUAAAGAGAUGUGUGAUAUGGAUCAGGCUCUGUUGAGGAAGGCUGAUCUUGCAGUUUCCUUAGGCCUCCCAGACAUGAAAAACAGAGCAACAGAAUCCCAAGAAAAUAAGGUCACAGGGAAGAAAAAGAAACGAAUUCUGGCCUGCAAUAGCACCUUCUUCUCUGGCUGCUCUCCGCCCAAAGAAGAGAUCUGCUGA